Molecule: messenger RNA, 315 nt
Organism: Thecamonas trahens ATCC 50062
Lineage: Eukaryota; Apusomonadida; Apusomonadidae
Product: small Rho GTPase RhoA
Exons: 2
Coding region: 1-315 (104 amino acids)
Source: RefSeq, a predicted model, not a curated record
AUGGGAGUGGCCCGAGCCGUCUCGGCCGCCGUCCUCCCGCGAGGCUUCCAGGGCGUGCUCAUCGUCACCAUUCCCAAGGCCAAGGCGGUACCUGCGACGGGCUUUAUGGCGCGGCUGACGAAUGCCGCCAAACGAAGCGUGGGCUCGGCUGUCAUCGACAAGAUCCAGACCAAGCUCUGCGAGCGGCUGGACGCCGAAGGCGUUGUUUACGACGUCCUCCGUGCCGGCGACAACUCGAGCCUCACCUUUCACAUCAACAAUGCCUUUGACCUCCUCGACGCGGCGCGGGUCGUGGCACAGGUCCGGGCACGGUGA